Terrapene triunguis (Three-toed box turtle) is the source of this 2700-nucleotide messenger RNA. It is a transcript of the gene SLC35A4, whose product is annotated as solute carrier family 35 member A4. Lineage: Eukaryota; Metazoa; Chordata; Testudines; Emydidae. Gene Ontology annotation, molecular function: pyrimidine nucleotide-sugar transmembrane transporter activity. Gene Ontology annotation, biological process: pyrimidine nucleotide-sugar transmembrane transport. The record is from RefSeq and is a predicted model, not a curated record. Gene Ontology annotation, cellular component: Golgi membrane. The transcript has a single exon. Bases 43 to 1020 code for a protein of 325 amino acids.
ACCAGGUGCUACCCUUUACCCUUUGCUGGAAUCCACUGCCUCAUGGGAAUAAUUAUUGCGAAUGGUAGUGCUGCUGGCUCACUGCUCAGCUCUCCCACCAGGGGGCUCAAGAGAGUGCUGUGGGCACUGAUGCUAGUCAUGUCUGUUGCUAUCUAUGGCUCUCAUGCACCCCUUCUGACUCUGUGUAAAGUGGAUGGAAAGAUCCCAUUCAGCGCCUCAUCAGUUGUGGUUCUUACUGAACUGACCAAGCUGGUGUUCUCCUUCAUUUCCCUGCUGAUCUGGGACCGGAGGCAGCUGGGAGUCUCCCUGUCAUGGCGCCAUGCUGCCCCCUUUGCCCUAUCUGCGCUGCUCUAUGCUGCCAACAAUAACCUGGUGGUUCACAUGCAGCUGUUCAUGGAUCCUAGCACCUACCAGGUCCUGAGUAACCUGAAGAUUGGCAGUACUGCUCUCCUGUACAGCAUGUUCCUGCACCAAAGACUCUCUCUGCACAAGUGGCUGGCCCUCUUCCUGCUAACAGCUGCUGGGGUGAGCUACACCUAUGGAGGCCUCCAGGACCUACAGCACUCCUCCAGCUCCUCUGAGAUGCAGCUACACGUCACCCUGAUUGGCUUGCUGCUCAUCUCCGUGUACUGCCUGAUAUCAGGCCUGUCUGCUGUCUAUACCGAAGUCAUCCUGAAAACCCAAGAUCUGCCACUUACCCUCCAGAACCUGUUUCUUUACUUCUUUGGAGUCCUGCUGAACUUGACUGUCCAUCUCUUGAGCAGCAAUGGGGCUGGAUUCCUGGAUGGCUUUUCUUUCUGGGUGCUGGUAAUCGUGGUCAGCCAGGCCCUGAAUGGCUUGAUAAUGUCUGUGGUCAUGAAGCACAGCAGUAACAUCACCAGGCUCUUUGUUAUCUCCUGCUCCAUGCUUGUUAAUGCCCUUCUAUCCAUACUGCUCUUCAGCCUGCAGCUCACUGCCUUUUUCUUCCUCGCUGUCCUGCUGAUCGGCUUGGCUGUUCACUUGUAUUAUGGAGUCAAAUAGACUCCACCUUGCAGCUCUGUGGGAGACAUCUGGUUUUGAGGCUAUAGCUGGCAUGUUCUGGGCUAUUAUGUCGGGGUGGUAACUGCUUGUUGCUUUUUCCCCCUCAUUUUUAUGUAACAAAUGCAUUAGUCUGGCCUGGCUGCCCUCUUAGAAGGCAGUUUCCCUUCAGAACCCGUCACCUGAGGUCAGGGACAAGCAUGUGUGAGGCAGUAGGACUGUAGCUGAAAGCUACUGGCUAUCACAAGCAGACCUUGCCUAUAGCUAGCACGUGCACUGUAAGGAAUUGCACUAUUGUGCAGCACGAAGAAGUGGGAGGGGAUAUAUUCAUUGCAUGGGCUCUGUAUUCCGCAUACAGGGACUCUGGCCCGCAAGGCGCUGACUCAGCAGCCCCUAUUGGUGUCUGCAGGAUCAGGCCCAAUGUAUCCCUUUUGGGGGAAGGGUGAGAGAGCUUCCUGGUGAAGACUAAGCCAGUGACAGUAACAGCAGUUUAAUGGUGUCUUCUGUGACCAUCCCCCAUUUUCCCUUUUUGCCUGAGCUCCCGUCCUCAGGCCCUUUCUUGGAGGGCUCUGAGGGACUCUCGUUACAGCUGAGCAGUACCAUUUCCAGCUCCUUCAGGGACCACUUGUGUGAUGUGAGCUGCUUCCUUCUCUCUCUGGCUGUGCCUGGUGCCUCCACAACACUCUGAGCCCUGAUCCAGCUGUUACAGAUUCAAAGUGCCUUUUGGAAGGGGGAUAGUCCCAGUUUUGUGCACAUCCUGUGCAGUGAGCUGCACAUUGACUCCAAGGCAGAGCCUUGUUCUCAUGCAACGCGUGGCGAGUGUAUUUCCCAGACUCUUCCUACCUGCUGCUCUCAUCUCUGUAACAAAGCACCAAAGAGCUGUCGACUCUUCUGUCAGUGGAAACGAUACGUGUAACCAUCUCCCUGGAAAGUUCCAGUGACAUGACGAGCUGCUGUUCAGCUGGGGGCCUGUGUGUGCAUGGUUAUCACUAACUCGCCUUGCGCACACACAUUUCUCAAAAUCUGGCUCUUAACCUGUAGUAGACUCCUGGGCCCAGAUCCUCAAAGGCACCUAACUCCCAUUGAUUCCACUGGGAGCUAGGUGCCUAAAUACCUUUGCAGAGCUUAACCCUGGUCACCUAGGCCCCAGCUGGAACCCAUCAGGUGAAUCUGUUGCUAGCAUCUGCCUGUUUGCCAGGUACCCAAUGCCCACAGCUAACUCCUCUUGCCCUUUGGAUUGAAGCAUAGAUCUGUAUCUUUAGCAUGAAAGCAGCUACUGUUGAGUGUUAGCUGAGCUGUCAGCUAUGAUGCACUGCAGGAGCUGGGGUGGUGGCUUGAAGGCCAGAGGAGUUCCCUGUUGAUUGGGAAAGAGGAAAAGGAAACUUCCAAAAUAAAAUGGUUGGAAUCAUUAAGAUGCCCAGAAUUGAAGACGGGGAUGAUUGCCGUGCUGGGGCAGGGGCUGGUUUGGCAACCCUGCAGACUGAUCCCUCUGUUUAGCCACAGAACAGUUGCAGGCCUGGCAGUCCCAGCUUCCCCCACAUGUGCCAGUGGUCCACCUUGAGGGACCCCAUCUCUGUUCAGUCUCCAUGGUCCAGUCAGGGCCACCCAGGGGGGGCAAGUGGGGCAAUUUGCCCCGGGCCCCACAGGGGCCCCCAGGAGAAUAUAGUAGGCUACAGUAUUGCA